This is a messenger RNA of Motacilla alba alba, 1274 nucleotides long. Its product is annotated as serine/threonine-protein kinase pim-1-like. The record is from RefSeq and is a predicted model, not a curated record. NCBI's taxonomy places the organism in Eukaryota, Metazoa, Chordata, Aves, Passeriformes, Motacillidae. The annotation marks the transcript as partial. The transcript has 5 exons. Gene Ontology annotation, biological process: protein autophosphorylation; negative regulation of apoptotic process. Gene Ontology annotation, cellular component: cytoplasm. Gene Ontology annotation, molecular function: protein serine/threonine kinase activity; ATP binding.
GGGCACUCGGGGGCCGCUGCUGGCCCCGGGCCGAGCGCUGACAGCCGCGUGUGGCCCGCAGGGAAGGCGCAGGAGGCCCUGCAGGAGCGCUACCGAGUGGGUUCGCUGCUGGGGCGCGGCGGAUUCGGCAGCGUCUGCUCGGGGACGCGGCUCUCGGACGGCGCCCCGGUGGCCAUCAAACGCGUGCCGCGGGAUCGCAUCCGGCACUGGGGCGAGCUGCCCGACGGCAGCAGCGCGCCCCUGGAGAUCGUGCUGCUGGCCAAGGUGUCGCCAGGCUGUGCCGGUGUCAUUCAGCUCCUGGAGUGGCUUGAGCUCCCCGACAGCUUCUUGCUGGUGCUGGAGCGUCCGGAGCGGGCCCAGGAGCUCUCGGGUGUCCUGGCGGAGCGGAGGUUCCUGCCGGAGGAGGAGGCGCGGGGGCUGUUCCGCCAGGUGCUGGAGGCCGUGCGGCACUGCACCAGCCGCGGGGUCCUGCACAGGGACAUCAAGCCCGAGAACAUCCUGCUCGACCUGGCCAGCGGGCAGCUGAAACUCAUCGACUUUGGCUGUGGCGCCUUCCUCCAGGACACAGCCUACACGCAGUUUGCAGGAACCCUGUCCUACAGCCCACCCGAGUGGAUCCACCACCAGCGCUACCACGGCGAGGCAGCGACGAUCUGGUCCCUGGGCCUCCUGCUGUACCAGCUGGUCAUGGGCAAGCACCCGUUCAGGAGGGGCCAGGAGAUCAUCUGGGGGCGCAUCUUGUUCCCACCACGGCUCUCUCAAGCGUGCCAGGAUGUCAUUAAGAGGUGUUUGUCCAUGCAGCCCUCAGACAGGCCAUCCUUAGAAGAGCUUUUCUGCCAUCCUUGGGUGCAGGGUGUUCCUCUGCCCUAGAAGAUGGGAGAGAUCCACAUGCACAGUUGGAUCCAGGGGCCUGGCAGGUACCAGCUCCACACAUCUCUUGGCAAUCAGUGCCAGAGCAAACCAGACUGGUUUUGUCCUGCCUGUAGCUCUGAGCAGGGGUCAGCAGAAGGGAACACGCAGCUCUUGGGCUGCAGCUGAGCUGGAGAACUGGUGUGGCAAGCACUGGUGGCCACCAUCCACCCUGGCUUUGCUUGUCUGGUUGACUGACAGCUGGGGCCCUGGGCAGAGCCCUGAGAGCCUGGUCUGGCCCCAGGGAAGGAGAAGGAGCCCCUGGAGAAGCUGUACCAGGUGGGGCUGCUGCUGGAGACACCAAGGACAGCCUCAAGGAUGACAAUCUCUUCCUCGGCCUGGCCAGCUGAAGAUGAUGGACUUGG